Marasmius oreades (fairy-ring Marasmius) is the source of this 2034-nucleotide messenger RNA. RefSeq lists its product as uncharacterized. The coding region runs from base 1 to 2034 and encodes 677 amino acids. The record is from RefSeq and is a predicted model, not a curated record. Gene Ontology annotation, molecular function: aspartic-type endopeptidase activity. Gene Ontology annotation, biological process: proteolysis. Lineage: Eukaryota; Fungi; Basidiomycota; Agaricomycetes; Agaricales; Marasmiaceae. The transcript has 5 exons.
AUGCAACUCGGACUCUCUUUCUCUACGCUUCUGGCAAGCAUUUUAUUGGCAUCCAGCAUCGAUGCUCGUCCUGUCGCCGAACCCGUUGGAAUGGUAAAAUUGCCGAUACGCCGUGUUGAGCAACGCAGUACCGAUGUUCAUCCUCAUGUUUAUCUCCAACAACAUAUUAACCGCGGGAACAAACGACUAGCGCUCAUGAGCGGGAGAGAAAUCCCUUCCGACGAUGAGCUCAGACACCGUAUUCUGAAAAGACUGGACGCCAUCGAUCGCCCUCGGUCGAAGAGGUCGAACCACGUUGGAUUGGCGGGUGGCAAAGCACCAGUGGCCGGCCUUUCUCUGAAUUUGAAGGAGGGAGAUGCUGCUCAAGGGAAUAGAGGUGGCAAGCAAAAAAAUAAUGGUACUCCUCCCACUGGUAACACUCGCGGUAACGGUACUCCUCCUACUGGGGCCGGUACUAAUGACGGUACUCCUCCCACUGGUAACACUGGUGGUAACAGUACUAGCGACGGUACCCCUCCCACUGGUGACACUGGCGGUAACGGUACUCCUCCCACUGGUAACACUGGUGGUAACAGUACUAGCGCCGGUACCCCUCCCACUGGUGACACUGGCGGUAACGGUACUCCUCCCGCUGGAGCCGGCACUCCCCCUGAAGGUGUACAAGCUGCCAACCCACCGAGCGCCAAAGAUUCCCUGGGUCUUGACAUCGAGGGUGCCGACCUCAGCUUCCUCGCCACCAUUCAGAUGGGCACCCCUCCCAGAGACUUUUCGAUCCUCAUGGAUUCCGGAUCCGCAGAUCUGUGGGUCGGGUCAGAAAAUUGUCAGACCGCUCAAGCUGCGGCACCACCUGCUGGUGCUGCGGGUCUUCAAGCCCGCGCUCGUGGUGGUGGUGGUGGUGUCGGUAAUGGUGCCGGUAAUGGUGCCGGUGUUGGUGGUGGUAAUGGUGGUAACGGUAGGGCUGGUAAUGGUGCCGGGGCUGGUGGUGUUGGUGCUGGUGCUGGUAAUGCCGGUAAUGGCGCUGCUGGUGGUGCCGGGGCUGGUGGUGUUGGUGCUGGUGCCGGUAAUGCCGGUAAUGGCGCUGCUGGUGCUGGUGCUGGUGGUACUGGUGGUAAUGGUGCCGGGGCUGGUAAUGGUACUGGUGCCGGUGCUGCUGGGGCUGGUGCUGCUGGAUGUGGAAACCACAAAUUCCUUGGUCCUCAAUCCUCUAGCUCGUUCCAAGAUUCCGGAAAGGCUUUCCAGGUCACCUACGGUACCGGUGCUGUUGCUGGCACCAUCGUUCAAGACAACAUAGUUGUUGCAGGACUCACGUUGAAAGCACAUACGUUUGGUACCGCGCAGCAAGAGACGCAGGACUUUUCGGAUAAUAGCGUGCCCUUCGAUGGUCUGAUGGGCUUGGCUAAAUCCACCCUAUCCGAACAAAAAACUCUCACACCGAUCGAGGCUCUCGCGAAACAGGGACUGGUGAAAGAAGCCAUCACUUCCUACAAGAUUCCAAGACUAGCUGAUAACAAGAACGACGGGGAGAUCACGUUUGGUGGUCUGGAUAGCACGAAAUUCGAUCAGCAAACGCUCGUGUCCUUACCCAACGUCAACAAGAAUGGGUUCUGGGAGGGUGCUAUGGACGAUGUCACCGUAGAUGGUCAAAGCACCCAGUUGCAAGGUCGUACCGCCAUUUUGGAUACCGGUACUACCUUGAUUAUCGCCCCUGCUCAAGAUGCUGCCACUGUUCACAAGUUGAUUACCGGUGCUCAAGCCGAUGGUCAAGGAGGUUUUGUCCUUCCAUGUACCUUCAAUCAAACCGUGGCACUCUCCUUUGGUAAGGCAACAUUUGCAAUCGAUCCUCGGGACAUGAUCGUUGGUGGACAGCCGGUUGCCCAAGACCCACAGACAGGAGAGCAAUUGUGUCUUUCGGGUAUAAGCGAGGGAAAUAUUGGAGGUGCACAGGAGUGGUUGGUAGGGGAUGUGUUCUUGAAGAAUGCGUAUUUCAGUACGGAUGUGGGUAAGGACACUGUUUCGCUGGCGAAACUUGUUUGA